Messenger RNA from Danio rerio (zebrafish), 2453 nucleotides. RefSeq names its product F-box protein 30a (gene fbxo30a). NCBI's taxonomy places the organism in Eukaryota, Metazoa, Chordata, Actinopteri, Cypriniformes, Danionidae. The record is from RefSeq and is marked provisional. Gene Ontology annotation, molecular function: ubiquitin protein ligase activity; zinc ion binding.
UAAUUAUUGAUUACAGAAGUUCCUGUCCACAUUUAACCACUGAAGACUCGUCACAGAUAGACGUGGGAAACAUCUUUUAGUUAAUUGACUAUUAACUGCAAUGGAGGAGCUUCAUAUCCAUUGCCUGAAAUGUGUCAACCGGCGAUGUAUGAUAAGACCUGAAGCUAGCGUUUCCUGUGACCUCAUGGGUUGCCCUCUGGUAUGUGGGGCAGUUUUCCACUCAUGCAAACUGAAUGAACACCGCUUACUGUGUCCGUACGAAAGAGUCCCGUGUCUGAACCGCGGAUUUGGAUGUCCAUUUACCCUUGCCAGGGUCAAAAUGGCACAGCAUCUUGAGACAUGCCCAGCCAGCGUUGUGUGUUGCACAAUGGAAUGGAACCGAUGGCCAGUAAGUUACGCAGAUCGCAAAUCCUAUGAGAACCUGAGCAAAGAAGUUUGUGAUGUGGAGCAGCUCGAUAUGGCUUUGGCCCUUCAGGAUCAGCGUAUGUUGCUGGAGUCACUUAAAGUGGCGACCACCGUGACAAAAGCUCUGGAAGAACAAAAUCUGGACAAUUCCAGCCCACAAGAGUCAGAUCGUGAAAAUGAUUUGGUGAUUGAUGAUUUGAAUGAAGUGGUUGAGGGAACAUAUAAUGAACCUUUCCAGGAUUCAGUGGAAGAUAGAAGCUUCAAUGCCAAUUUAGAUAUUCUCAAUAGUCCAAGUGAUAUUGACUUGAUUGUGGACCAUAUCAGUGGUGAGGAACAGAAUGAAGCUUGCAGUAGUGUCAGAGAUGUGAAUGGAGACUUAAGGAAUGACACGACAAAGGAAAGUGACACUGAUUCGGAUUCUGAUCUGGGAGCAGUAGGUGGAGCUGACUGUGCUUUCCCAGUGGACCUUGAGGAAGGAGAUGAUUGGUUGGAGACCAGCGGAUGCAGUGAAUCUUCUGAAGAGGAAGGUGAACUGACUGAUGGGAUAGAACUCAAUGGGCUUCAUAAUGAAGUGAUUGGUGACAACCACCAGGUCAGACUUGAAAGCGUCAAUCGUUCCUCAAACAUUAGUCAGGCUUUACCUGAUCAUUCCAUACCUGUUCCAGAAGUGGCACAGUUGCCCCAACGAUCUCUUCCAUUGCCUAUCCCACUGCCUAACCUGAUGCACAACAAUCUUCUGCACCCUUUGCCUUUUAGAUAUGAGGACCGAUGGCUGGAGCGCAAGUUGGAGAAUCUCCAGCUACUGCGAAGCAUGGGCUUGUUUACAAUCAAUGGGCGAAGGACUCUGUUUUCAGAUCCUUAUUUUUUUAAAUCCAAAAUGGAGGACAAAGCAGUAGACACGUCAGACCUUGAUGUGGCAGAUGAUCCAAUGGGUCUCCACGGCAUUGACCUGAUCACUGCUGCCCUGCUCUUCUGUUUGGGGGACUCACCUGGAGGUAGGGGCAUCUCGGACAGUCGCUUUGUAGAUGGAUAUCGCAUAGACUUUGGUACACAGACCUUCUCCCUCCCUUCUGCCAUAUUGGCUACCAGCACCAUGGUAGGCGACAUAGCCUCAGCAUCAGCCUGUGACCAUGCAAGUCCGCAGCUGUCCAACCCAAGUCCAUUUCACACACUCAGGUUAGACCUCGUUCUGGAGUGUGUGGCUCGCUAUCAAACUAAACAGCGCUCGAUGUUCACUUUCGUGUGUGGACAGCUGUUUCGCAGGGAUGAAUUCUCCUCUCAUUUCAAGAACGUCCAUGGGGACAUCCAUGCUGGUCUUAAUGGGUGGAUGGAGCAAAGGUGCCCUUUGGCGUAUUACGGCUGCACCUACUCACAAAGAAGGUUCUGUCCAUCAGUACAAGGUUUCAGAAUUAUUCAUGACAGACACUUAGGCUCUUUUGGAGUACAACCUGGGUUAGCAGAAGGUGAACCUUUAUCCAAAAUCAACAUUUGUCAAUCUAAGUCCCACUGUGACCACCUUAGCGACUUGCCCUUUGAGUUACUUCAGCACAUUGCAAGCUUCUUGGAUGGCUUCAGCCUUUGUCAACUCUCUCGAGUGUCUCGCACUAUGAGGGAUGUGUGUGCCAGUUUACUUCAAUCCCGUGGCAUGGUGGUCCUGAUCUGGGAAAAGAUAAAGCAAGCUGAUGGAAACUCAUCCUGGCAGAUACAAGACAAGGUGUGGAGGUUCAGUACAGCGUUUGACACUGUGAACGAGUGGAAGUUUGCCAACAUUUCCAGCAUGGCCGACCACCUCAAGACAUGCAAGUUUAACACAAUAGCGCGGCGAGAAGAGGCAAUCCCGCUCCCAUGCAUGAGUUUCACAAGAGAACUUACGAAAGAGGGACGCUCACUACGUUCUGUUCUUAAACCAGUGAUAUAGACUAUAGUCGGAUUUUGUUUUAUAAUACAACAUGCCUUAUGUGUUUGAGUGAGUGGUAGGAUUUUUUUGUUUCAACAGUCAUUAACACAAGCCUCAACUUAAUAAACUACUUUUGGAAGAUGUUUUUUUA